Endocarpon pusillum Z07020 is the source of this 408-nucleotide messenger RNA. RefSeq lists its product as uncharacterized. The transcript has 2 exons. The record is from RefSeq and is a predicted model, not a curated record. Bases 1 to 408 code for a protein of 135 amino acids. NCBI's taxonomy places the organism in Eukaryota, Fungi, Ascomycota, Eurotiomycetes, Verrucariales, Verrucariaceae.
AUGGCUGGCACCGCAUCCUCCACCCUCAACACCCCCACAACCGACUCCACCACACCAGAAAAACAACCGCCACCUCCUCCACCCGGCCAAAGGAAAAACGGCAAAUCCUGGCACCCACCCCGCGCCGCCUUCCGCCCUCUCUCUAACCGCACCACCCACAGUCACAGCAGUUACCGCAAGCGCAUCUCCCUCGCCCAGACAGCCCAGGCGACCAAGACGCUCGAGCGCGAGAUGAAAGCCGAGAGAGCGGUGGAACGGGAUCGGCGCGUGCAGGCGAUCAAAGAUCGGCGGAAGGCAAGGGAGGAGAAGGAGCGCUUUGAGCGGAUGGGGGAGAAGAUGCAUGCACGGAUUGUGGAGAGGAGGAGGAGGAGGGAGGGGAGGAGGAGGAAGGGAAAUAAGGUGCUUUAG